Molecule: messenger RNA, 962 nt
Organism: Stomoxys calcitrans (stable fly)
Lineage: Eukaryota; Metazoa; Arthropoda; Insecta; Diptera; Muscidae
Exons: 2
Coding region: 22-510 (162 amino acids)
Source: RefSeq, a predicted model, not a curated record
CUUGUGAAAGCAAACAAGGCGAUGCUUGGAGAGUUUGAGAGAAAGAUUCUUCGUAAAAUAUAUGGACCAGUUUGCGUUAAUGGAGAACAUAGACGUCGUAUGAACCACGAAAAAUAUGACGACUAUAGCAACGGCUGGGUAGGCAAGGUAAUGUUGUCAGAAUGGGUGAAGAAGCUCCAGCAAGGAAGUUUUUUGAAAACAAACACGGUGGUACACGCAAACCGGUACGAUCAAAAGCCCGAUAGAAAGAUCAGGUGGUGGGAGACACUUCGAAACUUGGAGUCUAAGCAGAAGAUCGAAGUGCUUGGAACGCUAUACUACGUUAAAAGUAAGCUUGAAAAUAAUAACAACGGUUGGAUAAAAAAAACGUCACAACAGCUUCUCUCUGGGUUCCGACCAAGAGAUAUUUUUCAAAACAAGCUAGAUCUAGCACUAUAUGACAGCGAAGUAAUCAGCGACUACGACUUAUUCCACAUACGUGAUGAAGCAGCUGAAAAGAUUGACGCUUAACCUAGACGAUAUGAAGAAGGUGAUCUAAUUUUAGUCGAAAACGAGUGGUACCUCCAGGAAAUUGUAACCGCUCUACAAAAAACUUUUUAUCAUAACGAAAAUCCAGAAUCGCGAUCGUUAUGUCAUUGAAGAUUUACUGAGGUUAAUAUGUAAACAACGACAUUACACAUCUGUGUACGCUUCAGAUAAGAUGAAACCAUGGUGUGUUCUCCCGCACAUUGAAGUCAACGAAACCAGCGAUGAAGGAUACGAAAUCAACGACAGUACAAUCGAGGACGAAUGCAAUGAUAGGAUGGCCGACUGUGGGCUAACAAAUUUUUCCGAAGAUGGCAACCCAGUACAGUCAGCUGACGAGUAGAGCGAGACGAAGAGUUAUAGUCGGAAAGUGGCAAGCGACGUGAACGAUCGUGUCACGGAAUCAUCCUCAACAUAUUUUAUUUCUUUUUUCUAAA